This is a messenger RNA of Mycena citricolor, 3436 nucleotides long. The record is from the annotation of a GenBank genome assembly. Lineage: Eukaryota; Fungi; Basidiomycota; Agaricomycetes; Agaricales; Mycenaceae.
CGCUUUCCCUCACCGCGCCUGCCAUGGCCAAAGAAAGCGAAUCCGCAGACUCUUCGCGAAAUGGCUCAGACAACAGGAAAGCCACGAGUGCGCAUCCAGAAUCAAGAUCCGCUCCGGAGGCGAACUCGCCUGCGGCCUCUACGCUCUCUUCCUCUUUGAAGCCCAUGUUCUCUUGGUUCCCCACGGCGAUCCGCACCCCAAGAACGCUGAAAACGCUCACCCGAUGCCUGCUCGUCACCACAGCGACUAUCAUACUCCUUGUAGACUCGCGCACACUCCUGUCGAUGGGCCAGGCGGGCUUCUUUGCGGCCAUUCUUUCGAUACUGCUCCCGCCCUCGCUCGCCUUGUCCCUGUUUCUCCUGGCGGGGACGACCCUGGGGUUGGGGAUGCUUCUCGGCUGGGCGUGGGGUGUUGCGACGAUGGCAGCGGGAUUGUCGGUGCAGGACAAAGGGCUGCUCGCCAGCCGUAUCGGGGCGCUCCAGUCGGCAGGCGGCAAUGCUGCUAGCGCGAAUCCUGCUGCACAGGCUGCGCAAAUCCAAGCUCUCGCAUUCCACGGCUAUUUUCUCGAUCCACGCGUGUCUGCAGUGUACGGCGCGAUGUUCUUCAUCGGCACGUUCUUUCUGGGCGCAUUGAGAGCUCGCGCGCCCAAGCUCACACUGCUGGCGAUUUUUGGCACAAUUGUGAUGGAUGUCAUGAGCACUUUUGGCCCAUUGCUGCCCACAGCACAAUAUACGAUUGCGAAAAUGUUUCUCAUCCCCUCGGCGUACUACAUGGCCAUCGCUAUCGCCUCCUUGAUCUUAAUCUUUCCAGAGAGUCUGAACCAUGUGUGGCUGACAUCUUUGGAUCGUGCCUUUUUUGGCCCCGUUGAACAAAUAUUGAAACUCCAAUCCGAAGCACUCGAGGCACACCCGUCCGAUCACAAAAAAUGGGCCCAGUUGUCCAAUAAGUCCGUUGGCACUCGAACGGGCCUGAUCGCUGGAAUCACAGGCAUCAUGAGCCAGGUUGGAUUGCUUGAUCUAGAGAUAAGCCUCGGUAGGCUCGGGCCGGGAGAUCUGAAGAAACUCGCACCAGAAAUCCGAGGGUUGGGCAUGCGUUCUUCAGGCUUGUUGGCGUUUCAGACCACAGUGUUGAGGAUCAACGAGGACGACAAAAAAGUGGAGGAAGAAAGCCGAGCUUCCGGUAUCCAUGGAUGGGCUCGGCGGAAGCGGAUGAUUAGGGAUCGCGAGGAAAGACACGGCCACACACUCGACACGCUCGUCCCCAUCUUGGCAGAAGUUUCCUCAUCCCUGCGGCUGGCCUCGUCCUCGGGAGUCGCGGCGGUCAAAUCAUGGUUCAUUGGCUGCAACACACGUCGCUGGACCAGUCUCUUGUUCCGCCGAGAUCAGAAGGACAUUGAAGCGCAACAUGCAGAAUUGGUAAAGGCUCGGGACGAGCUGCGGGUUGCACUGGUCGAUUGGAGAGCCCACGAGCGUGUCCGCUUAGUCAAGCCGUUCGCAAGGUUCUUUGACGAGAAAACGGGCAAGCUGCGGGAUGACAUAGGCCGCAAUCUGGAGGAUCCGGAGAUGUUCACCGUCCGAUCGCUUUUUGUUUGUUUCGUCUUCUGCGACGCAAUGGACGCGUUCGCCACGCGUUUGUUGCGUUUACUGGAGAGAGUCACAGAUCUAGACGGGAAGCGGACAAGGUCCAGGUUCUGGCUGCCAUCUGGAUUCGGAAAGUUGUGGCGGAUGGCGUUCGACCAGAGCGACCCGGCCGGCGCACAGGCCACACAGACGCCGUUGGCCAUGGGAACAGCUACUGAUCCCACUGAGUUUGCUGCAGGAAGUGGCUCUUCCGACGGAGGGGCAAGUGAGACUGUUGGGGAAGAGGGCGAGGUCGAGCCGAGACCUGCAGCACGUAAUCCGGAUGCCCUGCCUCCCACCACGCUCGCUGGUAAAGCCGGUCUGCGUAUCGUCGGCGCUCUUCGUUUUCUACGCACUGCGGAGGGGAUCUUUGCACUCCGGCAUGCUUUUAUUUCACUCGCUCUGUGGAUUCCUGCCGUUGUUCCGUCCUCAGCAUGGUUCUACUACAACCAAAAAGGGCUAUGGGCGCUCAUCAUGGCGCAGAUGAGCCUGGCGCCAUUUGCCGGAGACCAGUUGUUUGGCGUUGCGACACGUCUUGUAGGAACUCUCGUCGGUUUGGUCAUUGGCAUGGUGGUCUGGUACAUCGGCGCACCCGGGACGCAGAACGGGAAUCCGUAUGCUAUAGUCGUUGUCACCGCCGUAUUCGUGUCGCCAUUCCUGCUCGCUCGUAUCGCCGCCCCGCCUCAGCACAGUCUAAUGUGGACGAUGGUGGGUGUGACUAUCGUGUUCGUCGUCGGGUAUUCGUGGAUUGAUGGCCAUCUGGCUGUGCUCUCGAAUCUGGGGAUCGGUGUCGGCAUCGCUUGGAAGAGAGCGCUGCUGGUGAUCAUCGGCUUUACAGCUGGAGGCUUGGCCAUGAUGUUUCCCCGACCAACUUCGAGCCGGAUUCUGGUGCGCCGCACGCUUGCUGCGACGUUGCGUGAGAUGGGCUCUAUACUCGGCCAAGAAGUCGAGGCUGUGCUUGCCGAAGAACUCCGUGCUCAGAACGGUGUGUAUGACAAGGAGGUCUUCGAUCUCGCCGAGCAAUUGGAUGAGGACGACGAGGACAAGGUGUCGCCGAAGGAGAGAAGAGUCAGGGCUGUGGCGCGGCGAGUAUUGGCUGUCUUUGAACGAUUGCAGGGUUUGACGCCCUCUUUGAGCACCGCACAAUGGGAACCGCAGAUCCAAGGAUUGUGGCCCCAUAAGCAAUACCAGCAGCUUCAUUCUGACCAGUUGAGGAUAAGCACCUCGCUAGCAUUGCUCGCGGGUGCGUUCUCGAAGCUGGAUACGAAAUGGUGCCGUAUCCUUGUCGAACGUACACCUUUCCUCAAUCCGAAUCUACUCGCCGACGUGUUUUCGACGAUCGAGAUCCUGUCCCACGCCUUGGACGCUGGACACCCGAUCCCCGAAUCUCUCCCCCUUCUUCGAGAUCGGCUGCUCUACCACGAGGCGCUCGUUAGAUAUAUGCAUCCGGACCGAGGAAAUCUACAAGCGGAUGUUGAAGAGUCGGAGCUGGUCGCGGGCAAGGUGGAUGGUGCCAGCAUCGGGUUCACAGAACUCAGCCUGGGUGUGUUGAUGGAUGAGCAACUUCCAACGCAUUCGACCGCUGUUGUUGCGCUGGGUGGGAUUCUUUCGCUCAUUGAUGACAUUGCAAGCACUGUCCGUGAACUGUGUGGAGAGACUGGUGUUCGUGGUUUUGAAACCUUGGAGCAAAGGUUCCGGGCAAUGAGCAGGGAAGAGCGUAACGUCGGAGUUCGUAGCUGAAUGUCUGUAAGGUAUCGCACAUACUAGAUCAUCCCCGUAAUCAGACGCUUAUGUAAGGCGUCUCUCUCCCCCUGACC